GCGCUCAUCCUGGUGGAAAAGCGGCUACAAUCUUUAAAAAGCUCGUUGCUUCCCUAAACAAUCAUACAUUCUUUGCUAGCACAAAGAGAAACCCAUCAGUGGUUCUCUGACCACUUCUGUCAGGCAAACACACAUGCAGAUGCAUGCACGUACUCUUUGAAGGCAUCUAUUUCUUCUGUAAUGUUUGCAGUGCUUGUGUUACUAAUUAGCAGACAGAUAUGUUAUAUUACGAAUGCUUCGAGGAUUCGAGAGGAUUAUCGUCCACAUAGCUGCGUGUGCUAAGAACAGAGUGAGAAUGUCACCGGUAGCCCUCUUAUUCGAUUUUCUGACACCCCCUUCAUGUUACAUCCCUGGCCUGUCUGUGCCAGGGACUAUUUACGGAUGAUGACACAAUAAAAUCAUAAGGUCAGUGUGAGGGCUCUGGAAUAUAACUACACACACAUAUAACAUCAGAAUGGCAUACCAGCUCAAUCUAUUAACCCCACACCUCUUUUAGUUUAGGCAAGUCGAUGUCUUGUUUACCUUUCUUCUCGUUCUUUGUUUGUCUUAUUAUCUCCAUCACUCUACUCUGACUUUUUCUAUCUCUCUCCUUCUGUCAGACGAGUCCUCGUCUGUCUCUGACCCACCACGUGUUUCUAUUCCUGUCACUGAGAUGAUGCGGAAUGGGGUUUGGGCACUUAUGGCAACAGACAGAAAUACGGUGCUGACUUUUAUUUACUUAGAGAAAAAUUCACAUGGGGGAAUUUACAGCAAACAACUCACCCUCAUCCUUAAUACUCCCAGAAUGACGGCAGGAAAAGGGCACUGCAAUGAGUGAGUAAAGUUGGAUGCUUCUGUUCUUUUCCCAUGUGACCCAAAAUGCCUUGCUGUUACCCCUCCUUCUGUUUGUACUUGGACUAGCAGCAUUCCUCUCCCAGGAAAACAGGGGGGAGGACCACAGGACGGUUGUCUGUCUUUGCCAGACUGAAGUGUUUGUGGGCCGUCCGCUGGCUGAAAAAGAGAUCCGUCCUAUUGGCAUGUUUAUCUGCAGCAGCUAUGGGCUUCACCAUCCCAGUAGCUACCCUUAUGAAGAGCAACACUUGCUUCACUCAAUAUGCGCCAGUCAAGGGGACUAUGAACUGCCUCUCGCUUCCCUUAUUUCCCUUCCUUUCUUUUCUUUGUUUUGACUUUCUCUUAAUCCUCUUAAUCUUCUCCAUUAGUAAUGAGUUACUUUCUUAUGCUCAGCAAGUCUCACGGCGAAGGGCUGCUCUCUCGAUACCAGAGCUUGCGGCAAGAUGGUCGAAUGUGCGACAUCAUUCUGGAAGCUGAAGGCAAGGAGUUCCCAGCUCACCGCACCUUGCUAGCUUGCUCCAGUGACUACUUUUGGUCACUAUUCCAGGAUCACACUUUAGAGUCCAGGGCUCGGAUUGUCAAUCUACCAGCCGUGUCCUCAACUGGCCUGGAGCUGGUGCUGGACUUUAUCUACACCUCAUGGAUCUCACUAUCUCCCUGCACAUUGGAGGACACACUGGAAGCUUCCUGCUACCUUCAGGUUACCCGUGCUUUGGAUCUCUGCACUGAGUACAUCUCAAACAGCCUCACUCUGGAUAACUGCUGCUUUUUUGCCAAUGUGGCUGCCCGUUACAGCCUCUCGGAUGCACUUACUGUCACUAGUCAUUUUAUUGCAAGACACAUGGCAGGACUCCUGGGUGCCAACGGGGACCGAUCUGGACUGCUAGAGUUAAACCUUGACUCCUUUCGAGAGGUGUUGGGAUCAGAUGAGAUACCAGGGGUAAAGGAGACAGCACUUCUACAGCUAGCUCUGGAAUGGUUGUCUUGCAACCCUUUACCUGCAUUGGAAAGUAACUCUUUACUCAGUCGUGUUCGAUUUGGCCUGGUGCCUCCAGAAGAUCUGACCCAUCUGAGUUCCCUCAACCCACCCCUACGCACGCCUUUCAUUCACAGCUUGGUACAGAAAGCCCUGCAUUACCACAUGCAGGUUCCUCUCCAGCCACUAAUCCAGAGUGUCCAUACAAGUUUAAGAGCUGCAACCAACACGGUACUCCUGGUGGGAGGAGGUGCUGAAGCAGACCGACCACAAACCCAAAUCCAGAGCUACAAUCAAGAGAGCAGGAAGUUCCACAUGUUGCCCAUUAACAUGGUGAAGAAGCUCCAGUAUCAAGGAGUUUGUGUGGUGGGAAACUUCCUCUUUGUGCUUGGAGGAGAGGUCGUAGAGGUGGACGGGGAGAGUGAGAAGACAGCAGUGAUGACUGUGUCUGACCAAGUAUGGCGCUAUGACCCUCGGUUUGAACACUGGGAGGAGAUGGAGCCCCUCUUACAAAAAAGGGCACAGUUCUCCUGCUGUGUGGUGGAGGGUGUAAUCUAUGCCAUAGGAGGACGAGGCCAGAGAGGAGAGCCCACCCUUUCCUCAGUGGAGAGAUUCAACAUGAAUACAGGGUGCUGGCGUAGUGGUGUGUCCUUGCCUCACGCUGUCCAUGGACAAGCUUGUGCCACAAUUGGCAGAGGUAUCUACAUUUCUGGUGGCGUCCAUGGCAGCCAGACUGAGAGUAGUAAGGAAGUGUUGUUUCAUAACACCUCUGAUGAUGAUGUCUGGGUAAGGCGCUCUGCUAUGUCUAUAGCCAGAUUUGGCCAUCAGAUGGCAGCCAUAAAGGAAAAACUCUAUGCCUUCUUAGGGAUGUAUGAACCAUUUUGUGAUAUCGAGUGCUACGACCCUCAACAAAAUCAGUGGACCCGACUGAAACCUCUUCUGCAAGACCGCUUCUGCUAUGGUUUGACAGUCACACUGGGUGGACGCAUAUUGAUGUUCGGAGGUAGAAAGUGGCAAGACGGACAGGAAGUGUGCAUUUGUGAUGUCCUGGAGUACGACCCUGAUUAUGACAGCUGGAGGAAAAUCUGUAAGCUGCCACAUGCAUUAUGUGGGACUCAAUGUGCUCAGAUGAGUCUCCAAGAAUUUAUAUAGACAUAGGAGCCCCCCCAAAAAAAAAAAACAACUAUGCGUUUCCACAGCCUGAGUAGAAAAGCAGAAGACUGUUCAGUCGGUGCAUGCUUGGUAGACUUGUGGAGGGUAAAUCUCACUGAUCUGUGCAGGCAGAAUGGAUUUUGACCUUCAGACUGGUGAAUCAGAAGAAUCUUGGCGCUGGAGGCAUUGUAUUAUAAGGGAUAAGCAAGGCAUGACAGCAACGGGAGGUCAUACUGACAGCACGAAAAAGACAAGAGUCCUGGGAGUUCUGGAGUUGUCAUAUUUCCAGAAAAUAACAUUGCAUGGAAAGAAACGGACGCAGAACUGAAGCAGGUGUAUGCAAAGCCUUAAACACAGACUGGAUAUUGGGCAAUGGACACAGAUAAGGCAGACAGAAAUGACGAUUUAUGCCAGAAAUGACACAGACAGAGAGCUUAGGUAGAUAAAAAGCAGGCAGAACAAAAGGAGCAGAAUCAAUACAUCGAUACGCGGAUAAAAUAGUAUUGAGAACAAGGUAUUUAAAAGCACUUUAAGUUAAUUAAAGGUCUCUGAGUGUGUGUGGGAUGAAAAUGAGACGGGGGAAAUAGAUUUAGUUCUCUCAAAUACAAAGCAUGGGUCAAAACUCAACAACUGCCUGGGCGUAGAGCGCUUUCCACUCUCUGUGAUGACUUACGUCAUUAAAAAUUCACCAGGAAAUGUUAGGUAUGAUAUGUUGCUUAUCUUGCAUGUGCAAUUAUUUGAGUCAUGUAUAAAAAGCAUCUUCCUAGAGCGAAAUUAUUCUUAAUGAAAGCCAUUCAGGGGUACACUAGGAAAGUGCCUGAAUAAACGCGUGGAGCGUGAGAUCGUC
Messenger RNA from Ictalurus punctatus (channel catfish), 3806 nucleotides. RefSeq names its product kelch-like protein 34. The coding region runs from base 1202 to 2959 and encodes 585 amino acids. NCBI's taxonomy places the organism in Eukaryota, Metazoa, Chordata, Actinopteri, Siluriformes, Ictaluridae. The record is from RefSeq and is a predicted model, not a curated record. Gene Ontology annotation, molecular function: protein binding. The transcript has a single exon.